Molecule: messenger RNA, 2955 nt
Organism: Ctenocephalides felis (cat flea)
Lineage: Eukaryota; Metazoa; Arthropoda; Insecta; Siphonaptera; Pulicidae
Product: cytochrome P450 9e2-like
Exons: 17
Coding region: 65-2893 (942 amino acids)
Molecular function (GO): monooxygenase activity; heme binding; iron ion binding
Source: RefSeq, a predicted model, not a curated record
UGCAAUUGUUAUAAGAGAUCCAGAGUUAAUUAGACAAGUUGGUGUAAAAGAUUUUGAUCACUUCAUGAAUCACAGACAAUUUGUUAAAGAAGAUUUGGAUCCAAUGUUUAGUAAUAUUAUGUUCAACCUUCAAGAUCAGAAAUGGCGCAACAUGAGAGCAACCCUUAGUCCAGCUUUUACUGGAAGCAAAAUGAGAAAUAUGUUUGUGCUAAUAUCUGAAUGCACUCAACAGAUGGGUGAAUUUAUGAAGAAAAAAAUCAAUGAGAAAGGACCACAGUCUUUGGAGCUGAAAGAAUUCUAUACAAGAGCUGCCACUGACAUCAUUGCAUCGACAGCAUUUGGGCUGAAAGUUGAUAGUUUGAAGGAUGAACAGAAUAUUUUCUAUAGGAUGGGUCAGAAACUAACUGGUGAAAAUUUCAAAGCUAUCAUUAAGAUAUUUGCUUAUUUGUUGAUACCCAGAGUUAUGAAGUUUUUCAACAUAAGUUUCAUCGACUAUGAAUGCGGCAACUUCUUCCGCAAAUUAGUAGGCGAUACCAUGGCUCUUCGAGAAAAGGAGAACAUUCAUAGACCAGACAUGAUCCAAUUACUCAUGCAAGCAAAAAAAGGAUCAUUGGUGUCAACAAAUGAAGACAAAGAUGAUACAGAUAAUGCUGGUUUUGCAACUGCCGCAGAAUCCACCACAAAAAUAGAAACAAUCAAGACAGUUUGGACUCAUGAUGAGUUGACUGCCCAAGCUUUGAUGUUCUUCCUAGCUGGUUUUGAUACUACUUCCACGGUUUUGUGCUUUUUAACACACGAAUUGGCGACACAUCCAGAAAUCCAGGAACGUCUACAACGAGAGAUUGAUGAUGUUUGUAAUUCCAUUAGUGGAACACCAAAUUACGAAACUGUAGUUCGCAUGAAGUACUUGGAUAUGGUUGUAUCUGAGGGAUUAAGAUUAUGGCCGCCGUUUGUUGCCACCGAACGAGUUUGUACAAAAUCGUACAAUCUUGAGGAUCACGAAGGAAACAAUUUGAAAGAUGAGAAACAUUUUGAAAAUCCAAAUCAUUUUGAUCCUGAACGAUUUAGUGAAGAAAAUAAACACAAGAUCCAACCAUUUACUUAUAUGCCAUUCGGGGUUGGACCAAGGAAUUGUAUAGCUUCUAGAUUUGCUCUAAUGUCCGUAAAAAUGAUCAUUUUCGAACUUCUUCGUAAUUUCGAUAUUGUUCCAUGUGAGAAAACCCAAAUACCACUAAAACUGACUAAAGGAACAUUCAACAUGAAAGUCGAAAAGGGAUUCUGGAUGGAAUUCAUAACAUGGAUACUCGUAGCCGUGCUGGUCUACGCUUUUUACAAAUAUUCCACCUGGACAUAUGACAGAUUUGAAGGAACGAAAGUGCCUUACAAGAAGCCUUUUCCAUUUUUUGGAAACACCGGACCGUUUAUGCUGCGCAUGGAGAACAUGAUUGACAAUGUUGGAAAAGUGUAUAGAAGUUUUCCAAAUAAAAGAUUUUAUGGUGUCUUCCAACUCCGUAUGCCUGCUGUGAUGAUAAAAGACCCAGAAUUGAUCAGACAAAUUGGUGUCAAAGAUUUUGAUAAUUUCCCGAAUCACAGACCAUUCAUUACUGAUGAUGUUGAUCCUAUGUUUGGAAACGUUAUGCUGAAUCUCCAAGAUCAGAAAUGGCGUGACAUGAGAGCAACCCUUAGUCCUGCUUUUACUGGAAGUAAAAUGAGAAAUAUGUUCAGGUUGUUGUCGGAAUGCACUGAACAGAUGGCAGAUUUUAUGAAGAAAGAAAUCGACACAAAAGGUCCACAAUCAUUAGAAUUAAAAAACUUGUACACAAGAGCUACAACUGAUGUAAUAGCUUCUACGGCAUUUGGUCUCAAAGUCAACAGCUUGAAGGAAAAGGACAACUUGUUCUACAGAAUGGGGCAACGAUUUAAUUUUGGUGGUGCCCUUACUGUUAUGAAACUAUUUGCUCACAUUAUGUUUCCCAAAGUUAUGAAGUUUUUCAAAAUAGCUUUAGCGGACGAUGAAAGUUCCAAUUUCUUCAGAUCCUUGGUCGGUGACACUAUUGCUCUUAGGGAGAAGGAAAAUAUCCAUAGACCAGAUAUGAUACAGUUAUUGAUGCAAGCUAAAAAAGGAGCUUUACGCCAUGAAGUUCCUAAAAACGAAGAUCACAAUGAUGAUAAUGUUGACGCAGGAUUUGCUACAGUUGCAGAAUCUCAUGUCACAAAAAGCCACACAACAAAAAGAGUUUGGACAGACGAUGAGUUAACAGCUCAAGCCAUGAUAUUCUUCCUGGCUGGUUUUGACACGACAUCAACUGUUUUAUGCUUUUUGACCCAUGAAUUGGCACUCCAUCCAGAAAUCCAGCAACGUCUUCAACAAGAAAUUGAUGAUAUUUGUGAUUCUAUAGAGGAUAAACCAAGCUAUGAAACAGUAGUCCAUAUGAAAUACUUGGAUAUGGUCGUAUCUGAAAGUUUAAGGCUGUGGCCACCACUUGCUGUUACUGACAGAGUUUGUAUAAAGCCUUAUGAAAUUGAAGAUUAUGAAGGAAAUAAGUUUGAAGUGAGAAAAGGAGAAGUCGUCCUGUAUCCUAUAUACUAUUUGCAACGCGAUGAAAAAUAUUAUGAAAAUCCUGAUAAAUUUGAUCCUGAAAGAUUCAGUGAUGAUAAUAAACACAAAAUCAAACCAUUCACAUAUAUGCCUUUUGGUGUAGGACCACGAAACUGCAUAGCAUCCCGAUUUGCAUUGAUGGAAGUGAAAAUGAUAAUUUUCGAACUUCUACGUCAUUUUGAUAUUGUGCCUUGUGAGAAAACACAAAUACCUUUGAAAAUCAAAAAGUCAACAUUUAACAUGCAUGUUGAAAAAGGAUUUUGGGUCACCUUUAAGAAGAGAGUGAAUAAAUGAACAGCAUAAUCAACAAAAUAUGAUACUUAUAAUUUAAUUUAUCUGUUAGUAAGAUAGUUAAU